Messenger RNA from Carassius gibelio (silver crucian carp), 1777 nucleotides. RefSeq names its product beta-crystallin B2-like. Gene Ontology annotation, molecular function: structural constituent of eye lens. NCBI's taxonomy places the organism in Eukaryota, Metazoa, Chordata, Actinopteri, Cypriniformes, Cyprinidae. Bases 921 to 1547 code for a protein of 208 amino acids. The transcript has 6 exons. Gene Ontology annotation, biological process: visual perception; lens development in camera-type eye. The record is from RefSeq and is a predicted model, not a curated record.
UACAUUGGUGGUGUUACAAUUGAUGGCACUACAUGGUUUAUAAGUAACCCUAAGAUUUCAGGGUGGGCCGCUUUGGCCCUCAAGGUCCACUGUUCUGCAGAGUUUAGCUCCAACCCUAAUCAAACACAUCUGAAAAACCUUACCAAAGUCUUCUGGUUUACAGGCAGGUGUGUUUGAUCAAGGGCUUGGAGCUAAAUUGUGCCACACAGUGGAUCUCGAGGGCCAGAUACUGAUUCCCUCCAAAGUACUGAAAUCAAUGUGUUCAGGUCUCCCACUCUUUUUAACUUUGGCUAUAUUUUCAUUUAAUUUGUUGAGCUUUUUGGGUUAGAAACAUCUCUGUGUUUAUAUUGUAAAACAACAGAACAGUUGAACUCCCAAGAUCACAGCAAGGUGACUCACCAAGCCAGUGUGUUUCUCCAACAAUACGUCACUGAUGAAAAACAUCAUCUAUGUUAUGAUUAUAAAGCAUAUUUAGUGACAAACUAAGAUGUUUCCAAAAUCUCACAGGGUUGACAGUAAUUGUGAAAAGAUGCACCAGCCUCGCUCUUUCAGUUCCACAUCCAGAGUCGGUCACUCUUGUUGUAAGUCCUGGACUCUUGGCACAGGUUGUGCUGAAUCAUGGGAUAUGGAACAAAGCACGGCUGGGCGAAAACUGACAACUAAUGAAAUAACUUUGUGGGGUAUCAAAAGAAAAGGGAGGGUAGGAUGGCGAGGGGUGAGGAUGUUUGGCUGGUACUUCUUCAGCCCUCCCAGUGCCAGCCGGUCAGCCUAUUAGGACCUGACUAUGAGGGUUUUCUGGACAGAGACAUGUUUUGGCAGUGUUUCCGCCCCUGAGCUUGCAGUAUAUAUUGAGCUCCUGAUGCCUCCCCACAGCGACUGGCACAUCCUGGAGCUGCUCAUCACACUCAUCCUGGUUCACUAUGGCAACUGAUCACCAGAACCCUGCAAGCAAACAAAAACAACCAGUUGCCAGUAACUUCAAGUUGGUCAUCUACGAACAGGAAAACUUCCAAGGCCGCUGUCAUGAGCUGACUGAGCCCUGUAACAACAUCCAGGAGGCGGACGUGGCGAAAGUGGGCUCCGUACUGGUGCUGUGUGGACCGUGGGUGGGAUAUCAGCAGCCUGGCUGUAAGGGGGAACAGUAUGUGUUUGAGAAGGGUGAGUAUCCUCGCUGGGACGCCUGGACCAACAGCAGACGCAGUGACUGCAUCGUCGCCUUCCGCCCCAUCAAAGUGGACAGCCAGGAACACAAGAUCGUACUCUAUGAGAACCCGAGCUUCACUGGGAAGAAGAUUGAGAUCAUAGAUGAUGAUGUCCCCAGCUUCCACGCUCAUGGAUACCAAGAGAAAGUCUCUUCAGUUCGUGUGCAGAGUGGCACCUGGGUGGGCUAUCAGUACCCAGGAUACAGAGGCUACCAGUACUUGUUUGAGAAAGGAGAGUUUAAGGAGUGUUCUGAGUUUGGGGCCGUGCUGCCUCACAUCCAGUCUGUGAGACGCAUCCGUGACAUGCAGUAUCACCCAAGAGGGGCCUUCCAAACCUCCACCUGAGUGACCGGCGCUUCUCCUCAAACCCUGGCGCUUCUGAAACGCCCCAUCCUUGCCUUACUCUUCACCUCUGAAUGCUUAUCUUUGACCCUUUAACUUGUCAGUGAUUCUAUUUGCUACUGCUGAGAAAUAAAUAAGUGAUUUUGCGUUACGAGAGUUUCGGAGCAUUUAUUUGGGCACUCACUCUUUUACAAGUGCAUUGGACUUUUUGAAAUCCACAUUUGAUUGAGUCU